This is a messenger RNA of Lactuca virosa, 630 nucleotides long. NCBI's taxonomy places the organism in Eukaryota, Viridiplantae, Streptophyta, Magnoliopsida, Asterales, Asteraceae. The record is from the annotation of a GenBank genome assembly.
ACCUAAGCCCGUUUUAUCUAACCUGACCCGGCCUAAAUGUGGUUAUCGUAUAUAUAAAUGGAGGCUUCACCUUUACAGUCUCAUUCUUAUUGAGUCUUCACCGAUUCAACCGAUUUAUCUCUUGUGAAUACUCGUGUUUGUAAGUGAGGUAAGAAUGGCAACGACGGAACAACCUAAGGUAGUGACUGAAGAAGCUAAGAUUGAUCUGUUCGAAGAUGACGAUGAAUUUGAGGAGUUUGAUAUCAAUCGAGUGUGGGAUGGAAAGGAAGAAGGAAAAGAACUUGCUCAACAAUGGGAAGAUGAUUGGGAUGAUGAUGAUGUCAACGAUGACUUCUCUCUCCAGCUCAAGAAAGAGCUUGAAAACAAUGCUGACAAAAAAGCAUCAGGUAUGAGCCUUCAAAACGUCGUUACUGCCAAUGUGGACGAGCAACAACGGCGUCUUAACGAGAAGAACACCGCCCCGGCUCUCGUUAUGGGGCAUUCGGUCAUAACGACGACGAGCUGAUACAAGGAAUUUGAUUGGCUAAUCGUUUUUUGCCCGUUGGGGUUUGAAGCAAUAUAAAAAAAACUAAUUACUUUUUUUACCUAUAAAUUCAUAACAUCUACGUUUUUCAAUUCACACAAUUCCCC